GGCUAACUUGAUGCAGAAAAAUUGUCUGUCGUUAAAAGCCAUGUCUCGAAGUCAGGUACACAGGUGAAGGGACUUCAGCUAGCUAGGUCAGGUCCGUAGUGGGUGUAGUCAGUGGAUGCUCCCUCAUGUCGCGGGAUAAAGCUGAGUUUUUAGCUUCCAGGUACAUAGGUCCCACGUUACCACAAGAAACAGUGGCUAGCCGACGUCUUUGUACAACUUCCUUUAUAUGUGGAACACGCUGUUGUUUCGCAAACCGGCAGGAUUUGGAUGUAUUUUCGUCCUAGUUGAAGCAUUCAUUUAAAAACAGCAUCAGCCACACAGGAGGCCCCAGGUUCAUUGACUGCAUGACAGAGUGAUGCAUUAAUUGCUGGACCAGUCAAAAGAUGGACUAGCCAUAGAAACUCAUCAACCCCUCACCUCACUAUCAACACCCACCUGUAGCAGACGUAAUGCCCGGUGGCUGGCAGUCUGCCAGGCACCCGAUAUGGCGCCUCCUGCUGCCAUUCCGCAACCGCAAGGAGCGAGUGGUGUUGGCCCGCAGCGAGAGCCUACCAGGGGAAAAGGUUCUAAAGAUCACAGUCACAGAGACUACUGUGAUCGAAGCAGAGUCAGGGGUGUGGAACUGGCGGUCACUGGUCUACUUGGGCCUCUGGUACUUCUUUAGCUUCUGCACCCUGUUCCUUAACAAGUACAUUUUGUCUCUGCUAGAGAGGGAGCCAAGCAUGCUAGGUGCAGUUCAGAUGCUCUCCACUACUGUAAUAGGCUUCCUAAAAACGUUAGUACCCUGUUGCCUGUACCAGCACAAGUCCAGAACUGAAUAUCCCCCCAACUUCAUCAUGAUUAUGCUGUUUGUUGGACUCAUGAGGUUCACCACAGUAGUGCUGGGCUUGGUAAGCCUGAAGAACGUGGCAGUGUCUUUUGCAGAGACAGUAAAGAGUUCAGCACCCAUCUUCACUGUCAUCAUGUCUAGGCUGAUUCUUGGAGAGUACACAGGGCUGUGGGUGAAUCUGUCUCUUUUCCCUGUCAUGGCAGGCCUGGCCCUCAGCACAGCCACGGAGAUCAGCUUCAACAUGCUUGGUUUCUGUGCAGCUUUGUCCACCAACAUCAUGGACUGUUUGCAGAAUGUGUUCUCCAAAAAACUGCUCAGUGGAGACACAUACAGGUUCAGUCCUCCAGAACUACAGUUCUAUACUAGUGCAGCUGCGGUAAUCAUGCUAAUACCUGCCUGGUUGUUCCUGUUGGACAUCCCAGGGAUUGGGAAGAAUGGGCAGAGCUUCGUCUUUAGCCAAGAUGUUGUCCUGUUGCUGGUUUUUGAUGGCUCCUUGUUCCACUUGCAGAGUAUCACUGCCUACGCUCUCAUGGGACGGAUUUCCCCUGUUACAUUCAGUGUUGCCAGUACUGUCAAACACGCCCUGUCCAUCUGGCUGAGCAUCAUCGUGUUUAGUAACCACAUCUCCAUCCUCAAUGCCACUGGCACCGUCCUUGUGUUCAUUGGGGUCUUCUUGUACAACAAGGCCAGACAGAUCCAGAGGAAAACUUUACAGGCCAUGGCUACUGAGCAGAAUCAUAUGCAAGCACUACAGAACCAGGACUUCAAAGCCACUGAGUGUCGAUGAGGAAUCACAAUUGAAACUAAUACUGCUUGAUGAGAUCAAAUAGUUCUGUUUACCAAAUGUCGGCUGUUGAGACACAUUGCCUUGAUAUAUGUAUCAUUAUGUAAGUGAUAUCAUGUAUUAUUUAUAUAUGAUGUAUGACCUAUUUUCAACUGUUAAAACAAUUGAAGCAAAGUCAUUCUUUUUAUAAAUCAAGUUCCACUAAGUGUAAGGGUGAAGUCUUCAAGUUUAAAGUAAGCUUUGUUGACUGGCUCUCUAGAGAUCAGUAUCUGUUUCACUAAGACUUUGAACUUGUUUAUAUUGGGUGCUGUGAGAUCUGAUCUAAAGAUGACAGCUUUAAGUACAGGUCUAAACUCACUCAGGAUGCAUCGAGGAAUUAUUGAGAUCUGAUCAUACCAAGGCAACAUUCUGAGGUUAUCUGAUACUGGUUUGUCCACAGUUAAAAUGACAACUCCUGGUGUUUGAGAAUAAAGCAGAAGCUGAAAUGCAAAAUAACUGCAGUUCUUCUAGUAUAAACUAUAGGAAGGCUCCAAAAGCCUGACUCCCAUUUAGGCUCCAUAUUAAAAACUACCCCCCAAAAAAUGUUGGUCUCUUAAGCUAUUUUUUUCUUUUAAUAACAGCUGCAUGGAGGGAGGAUUUUUAUAUUUCAUACCUUUUUUUUAUAUGUAUAAAACUUGGAAUAAUUCAUAAUAACGUGCAUGGUAACAGGUGAAUACUGUUGGCUGUCUACUGGACAUUAGCACAGCCAGUAUAGUCACUGAGGUGGACCUCUUGGCUGUGUUUGUGUCUUUUGUGCCUUUGUGGUAUUUUUUGUCAAAUAAUCAGACAAAUGUUUGGGUUUAUGAUAUGGUAUAUGUGUGGUGUAUGAUAUGAUAUUCGAACAUACUAAGUUCAUACAUUUUUAAUUUGUUGGCCAGUGUUUCAGAUUCAGGGUUGUUAUUGGCUUGUCCCAAUAUGAAAAUAAGCUAUUAUGGUAAUAAUAAUAAGACCAAUUAUUUUUGUUGGCCAGUACUUUUGUGCACCCACCAUACUCUCAACAGAGAUUCAAGUAUGCAAGCCGUGAGUCUGCUAAAUUACCACAAGCUCUCUUUUCUCGACAUAAAAAUUGUUGUGCAUCCCGGAUGGAGUCUGGUAAAUGUACAGGUCAGACCCUACCACAAAUAGAUUCUUAUUCUGUCAGUAAUUUGCUGGCCAAUCAUGUUAGACUCUUUAUUCCCCCCAUGGACCAUCCUUGCAUUCAAAUACAGUGACUUCUGACUCUAGAAAACCAACAUGGUGGCAGCCAGUGAUCCAAUGACGCUUCAAAUAGGCAGUCCUAUUGGUAACAAUUAGGUGUUGUCACUAUGGCUACAUUCAUUAUUUUUGCAGUCUAUGGAAUUCAGGUGUCCUGGGCCACUGGACAGUCAAACCUUCUGUUUAUUCAGGACAAAGCUCUCAAGGCCACAUGUUUAGCAUCAGAAAGUGAAAUCCAGUCAUACAUUGGGAAUUGAUUGUGCACUUGGAGACACAUAAUACAACAGCCAUACUCGGAGCUGUCCACUUGGGAUCAGAUCAUCCACAAUGCUUGAUAAUACUCGGUCUCAAAAGGGCCUCAUUCAGCCUUAAUCCCUAAUUUAAACAUUGGGUGAAGGGAAGCAAACUGAAAGCUCAGGGUGUCCUUAAGGUUUUAUGAAGUGGCUUCUGUGAGCUUUUUGUCUUGCUUUAAGAGUGUGUUGGUUUAUCUUCUUGUGAGGUGCAAAUGCAAAGUUUGUAUAAUCUGUUUCUAAAAAAAGCUGAGACACUGUGUUGAAUGUACAUAGAAAUAGAAGGUGAUUGUGCGCAAACAUGUCUUAGUUAUGUGCCUAUUUUGAAUUUGAUGACUGAAUCACAUUUUUAAAAAGUUAGGCAACAAUAGAAAAGGAAAGUUGUGAAUUGCUGAAAGAAAACGCCUGAUGAAAUACCUCAGAUAAUUAGGUAUUUUACUAUCUUAACUAAAGAUGGGGAGGAGUUCACAAACCUUGUGAAAGACUGUAAUGAUAUAAAAAAGACAGUCUUUCUCAACACAAAACCGUAAAGAAACCAGGGUUUACAUUGUCUACAGAACAUGACCACACAGACAUGAUUCUGAAGUUAUCGUCAUGGGCUCAGGGUCAGCUCCAAUAACCAUUUUCUGUGAGCACAGCUUCACUUAACCCAUCAAUGCAAGUUGAAACUCUUACCAUUCAAAGAGAAAACCAUAUGUAAACCAGAUCCAAAAACAGCACUGCCUUCUCCUGGCUAGAGCUCAUUCAAGAAUGGUUAAUGUGAGGUGAAAAACUGCUGUGGUCAAGUCAAAACUUAAAAUUCUGUUUGGAAAACAUCUUCCAAGCUAAAGGGCAGAAGGAACAGCCAACCUGUUCUUAAAUGCCAGCAUCUGAGAUAGUACAAUGGUAAGUUCACAACGGUAUGCAUGGGUAACCUGUACAUUUGUGAGGGCUACAUUAAUGCUGAAGGACAUUUUGGAGCAACAUAUGCUGCUAAAUUGACAGUUUAUCACCUAAUACUUAAUUUAACUCAUUUCAGUAAGACAAUGCAUUCUACACAUUUAACAACAGCAUAGAUCAGUGGAAAGAAAAACUGGCUGUCCUGCAGGCCUGGCUUGUCACCCAUUGAAAAUGUACCUUAAAAUACAAUAAAUUAGACCUCAAACUGCCAAGUGGCUAAAUUCCUAGAUGGGACAUGUUACUUCAAAAAUGAUAGUUGUAGUUCUCAGUUCCCUAACACCCACAGAGUGUUGAAUGAAGAAGGUGUUACAACAGAACAUUUAACAUGACCCCCAUGUUUGAAAUGUGAUGUCGCUGGCAUCAAAUCCAAAAUGGGCACAUAGUUAUUCCAAACUGUUGAAUUUUAUGUUUCAAGAUGAUAUAUUGUCCUUUUACUACCUUACCUUGUUUUUUCAAUGUUCUGCUUAUCAUCACAUUCUGUUUCUGUUUUCCUCUUCCAGUGCCCCACCUAUUCUUUAACUUUUUUGGGUUAUCUUAUGAAUAUCAAUACAUCAUUGAUGCUAUGUUUUUUUAUUAUCGCGAUGAGGUAAUCCUCACUGCAUUACAGUGCAUCACAUGAAAAAUAGAACAUUUGAAAAAUGCACCUCUGAUGGAGAUUUAAAGCCUUUUGGAGGCUCAACCAGCCAAAGCUUAACAGCCUGACAGACUGUUGACACAUUUUUAAAUGUAUUGAGCAUUUUCAAUACAUACUGCAUUCUAGGAAUGCUCAUGCUUAUCAUGAACUGUUGUUGGUGUAUGUAGGGCUUUAUGUACCAUCAUUUUCUUGACUUUCCACUAGUGCUAGCUUUGAUAGCAGCGAUGUCAAUCAUAAACAGGAAAGGGGCGUAUUUGAAUCCAUCAGUCAUCCUGUAAUUAUUGCUUCUUUUAAACCUGUUAUUUAUUCAAGAACACAGUAAUAAAGAAAAACUGCCGGGACAAAUUAUAAAUUCCCUCUCUGUAAUUUA
Molecule: messenger RNA, 5079 nt
Organism: Notolabrus celidotus (New Zealand spotty)
Lineage: Eukaryota; Metazoa; Chordata; Actinopteri; Labriformes; Labridae
Product: solute carrier family 35 member E2A-like
Exons: 9
Coding region: 450-1616 (388 amino acids)
Cellular component (GO): Golgi apparatus
Molecular function (GO): antiporter activity
Source: RefSeq, a predicted model, not a curated record